Molecule: messenger RNA, 1558 nt
Organism: Quercus robur (English oak)
Lineage: Eukaryota; Viridiplantae; Streptophyta; Magnoliopsida; Fagales; Fagaceae
Product: protein SICKLE-like
Exons: 3
Coding region: 206-1219 (337 amino acids)
Biological process (GO): miRNA processing; mRNA splicing, via spliceosome
Source: RefSeq, a predicted model, not a curated record
UCCAAAACCAACUUGAGCUUUCUAGUUGGGUUGAGUUAUUGGGCUGGUGGGUCUAAUACACACUCACACAGCCCAACCUCUCUAGCCCCAGUUUGACACACACUAUAUAAUCUCACUCAACGUUCUCUCUCGCCGGCGACCUCACUUCCGGCGCCGACCUGCGUUGUCUUCAGCCUUUUCAAUCUUCUCUCUCUAUCGAGAUUAAAUGGAGGAAUCAGAGAAGAGGAGAGAAAGACUGAAUGCAGUGCGCAUGCAAGCUGCUCAGUCUGAAUUUUCAAUUAAUGUUGCAAGUUCUUCGAUGCCUGUUUCCCUUUCUAAUCCAUUGAUUGAAACCUCUGCAACUAUGGCAGAGCAGGAGGAGUCAUGUUCUCCUAGGUUUGAUUUUUACACAGACCCAAUGUCAGCAUUCUCUGAUAGCAAGAAGAGUAGCAAGGCUAGUAAUCAGAACAGACCAGAUUAUUUCACAUCUCCCAAUUAUUGUGGUUCUCCUAUGGCACAGUUUUCACCAUCUCUUCCAGCUGGACCAAUGAACCCUGGAAUGGCUCUGUAUUCUGCUCAUCAAAUCCAGAUUAGCAGUUCACCCAAUCAGAUAACGUACCAAGAACAAGGUUCUUGUUACAGCCCUGGUCCACAUAGAAGCCCAAUAGGAACAUCCAAUCCUUUUACCAUGCAUCCCCGGACUCCAGAAGUCUGGAAUGCACCAAUAACCCCAACAAGCAGUAGUUUUCCAUAUAAUCCAUCUAGAGGGGGUCAUUAUCCAAGCCCUGGGUUUGGACCAAGAGGUAGCCUGCGUUUUAAUACUCGGCAAGGCUGGGGUCACUGGGUCAGCCACAGUCCAAGCCCUGGUUCAGGACGAGGAGGCAGUCCUAGCCCUGGUUCAGGAAGAGGUGGGAGUCGCUGGUAUGGAAGAAGCAUGAGCCCUGUUUUGGGACAUAGUAGUGGACGAGGGCGAAGUUCUCAUGCUCGUCUAUCGGGGCCUCAGCAAUUUUACAAUCAGUCCAUGUUAGAAGACCCAUGGAAGUUUUUGAAACCAGUUGAAUGGAGGCGCAUGAGUGCUUUAGUGAAUAGUUUGAACGCCCCUGACUCAUCAAAAUCCAGGAUUACAAAAUCUCCUAGCACAAGAAAGACCAAAGUUUCAGAACCUUCAAACAAGUCAAGUUCUCAACCAAGCUUGGCUACCUCAUUCAAUGAAGCUGUAAAUGACACACCAAGUAUAUGACAGUUGCUGGGAGUUCUCACUUCUCAGUAGGAUUUCUAACCAGAAAGAGAAGCAGGAAGGCUUAAAAGGUGUUUGGUGGAUAUCUAGACUCCUGAAGGCACCAAAAGAAUUUCGUAUAUCUCUUUGUGGAGUUUCAAAGAAACUGUUACUAUUUGCAAUUGCAUGUAAUGAUCGCUUUUAAAAUUCAGAGUAAAUUAUCAGAAGGCUGCAAGCAUCUGAUACUGUACAAAGUAAUAACAUAGCAAGUUAAUUAUAGUUGUAUUUUGCAAGUUCUUGUGGCAACAAUCAAAGGUUUCCUUUACAAUUGAAUAUCUUUACAAUAUGAUUGCAUUUUUGUCA